AUGGCGCCACAGACGUCGAUACCUUUAGCUGCGAACGUACUCGGGACCAUUGGAACAGUAUUCUGGUGCGUCCAAUUACUACCGCAAAUAUACCGGAACUGGAGAACCAAGAAGACAGAUGGACUGCCUGAGUCCAUGAUGCUGCUAUGGUCAAUUAGUGGAGUGCCCUUCGGAGUGUACGCCAUCGCGCAGCAAUUCAACAUCCCGCUUAUCGUCCAGCCGCAGUGCUUCUUCCUAUUGAUCGGCAUCGUCGCCUUUCUCACUCUCAUCUCAGGCUACAUACCUAUCCCAUUCGAGCUACUCAAGAGACGGGGCCGUGUAGUAGGUAUAGACUUCAUCUUCUUGGCCAUCGAUUGGAACGGCGCGUUCUUCUCGCUGAUGGCUCUCGUAGCCCAGAACGAGUUUGACGUGCUCUUCGGGACCAUGUACGCAUUAUGCUGUGCCAUUGAGAUGAGUAUGGUUCUCUCACACUGGGUCUGGCUGUUCCGAACUCGUGGGAUCCGUAAACACGCGAAAGAAGCUGGCGUGAAAUUCGAUGAGUUCGAGGAAGCAAUAACCUGGCAGGCUAAGGGUAUUGAUGUCGAGAAGAAGAUCUUGCGCUUCUUCUCGAAAAAGAGCAGGCUCGAAGGGAGUACGCACACACAUGGGAAUGGUACGGACACCCCGGUCAACCCGGAGGAGAUAACCCCAAAGACAGUCCCGAAUGCGGUUGUAUAA
This is a messenger RNA of Alternaria novae-zelandiae, 717 nucleotides long. RefSeq lists its product as uncharacterized. The coding region runs from base 1 to 717 and encodes 238 amino acids. NCBI's taxonomy places the organism in Eukaryota, Fungi, Ascomycota, Dothideomycetes, Pleosporales, Pleosporaceae. The record is from RefSeq and is a predicted model, not a curated record. The transcript is spliced from 3 exons.